Molecule: messenger RNA, 897 nt
Organism: Amborella trichopoda
Lineage: Eukaryota; Viridiplantae; Streptophyta; Magnoliopsida; Amborellales; Amborellaceae
Product: BURP domain-containing protein 3-like
Source: RefSeq, a predicted model, not a curated record
AUGGAGAGCCUCCCUCUUCCUCUUGCAUUUGCCCUGCUUCUCCUCGCGGGAAGGAUGAGCCAGUACCACGUACUGGCGACACCCGAGAGGUAUUGGGCACAGGCAUUCCCCAACACUCUGAUGCCUGACAUCAUUCGUGCACGCCUUCGCCCCCUGCCAUCAGGACUACUACAUGUGGGUUCAAGCAACCGAGACCCCCGAUUCUUGUAUUCAGACUUCACAAAGGAGCAUCUGGAUCCUAGAGAGACCACCCUCUUCUUAGAGGAGGACCUCAAAGUAGGAAUGAACAAAAUUUUCCACUUUCGCAUGUCGGAUUUCAAUAAUGCCUCUCCAUUUCUUUCUCGUGAGGAUGCAAGCACUACACCUUUCUCGACUGUUGAGUUCCCCCGGAUCUUACACCGGUUCUCGUUGCCUCCUGUGUCUAGAGAGGCUCAAGAAGUGUGGGGAACCCUAACAUGGUGUGAAUCAUUAGAAGCCAAGGCCAAGUGUCUAACUUCUUUAGAGGCCAUGAUUAACUAUGCCAACUCCUCUACUAUGGGCCAUAACAUUACUAUGCUCCACACCAUCAUCAACAAUGCUUCUGUGGUCCAAGCAUACACUGUGAAGAAAGUGGAAAGAAAGGAUACGAAGCCUAGCUCAGCAGUGUGCCAUAACAUGCCCUAUCCCUUUGCUGUAUAUAGUUGCCACUAUAUUGGAGAGGGAAGAAUCUACAAGGUGAGUCUGGAAGGGGAAGAUGGGAGCAUGGUAGAAGCGAUUACGGCAUGCCAUCCAGAUUCUCUGAACUGGAUCCAAUGCCCAUAUUGGUAUCAAUCGCUUCCCGCAUAUGCGAAGCCGGAUCAUCAAAAUUAUUCUUGCCAUUUCUUACCUGAUACCCACAUUGUAUGGGCUUCUACUUAA